GACGUGGACGUGGACCGUGGACGUGGUCGUGGACGUGGACGUGGACGUGGACGUGGACGUGGACGGGACAUGGACGUGGUCGUGGACGUGGACGUGGACGGGACGUGGACGUGGACGGGACGUGGACAUGGACAUCAACGUGGACGUGGACGGUGGACGUGGACGUGGACGUGGUUGGACGUGGACGUUGUCGGGACGUGGUCGUGGACGUGGUCGUGGACAUGGACGUGGACGUGGACGUGGACAUGGACGUGGACGUGACGUGGACUUGGACGUGGGACGUGGACGUGGACAUGACGUGGACGUGGACAUGGACGUGGACAUGGACUUGGACGUGGACGUGGACUUGGACGUGGACUUGGACGUGGACGUGGACGUGGACAUGGACGUAGACGUGGAUGUUGACGUGGUGGACGUGGACGUGGACGUGGUCGUGGACGUGGACGUGGUCGUGGACGUGGACGUGGACGUGGUGGACGUGGACGUGGUCGUGGACGUGGACGUGGUGGUGGACGUGGACGUGGACGUGGACGUGGAUGUGGACGUGGACGUGGACGUGGUCGUGGACGUGGACGUGGAGGACUUGGACGUGGACAUGGACGUGGACGUGGACGUGGACGUGGACGUGGACGAGGACAUGGACGUGGUCGUGGACGUGGACGUGGACGUGGACGUGGACGUGGACAUGGACGUGGUCGUGGACGUGGACGUGGACAUAGACGUGGACGUGGACGUGGUCGUGGACGUGGACGUUGACGUCGACGUGGACGUGGUUGUGGACGUGGAGGACUUGGAUGUGGACAUGGACGUGGACGUUGACGUGGAUUUGGACGUGGACGUGGACAUGGUCGUGGACGUGGACGUGAACGUGGACGUGGACAUAGACGUGGACGUGGACGUGGACGUGGACAUGGACAUGGACAUGGACGUGGACGUGGACGUGGACGUAAACAUGGACGUGGACGUGGACGUGGACGUGGACGUGGACGUGGACAUGGACGUGGACAUGGACGUGGACGUGGACGUGGACGUGGAUGACGUGGACGUGGACGUGACGUGGACGUGGACGUGGACGUGGACGUGGACAUGGACGUGGACGUGGACGUGGACGUGGACGUGGACGUGGACGUGGACGUGGACAUGGACGUGGACGUGGACGUGGACGUGGACAUGGACGUGGACGUGGCCGUGGACGUGGACGUGGACGUGGACGUGGUCGUGGACGUGGACGUGGACGUGGUCGUGGACGUGGACGUGGUCGUGGACGUGGACGUGGACGUGGUCGUGGACGUGGACGUGGACGUGGACGUGGACGUGGACGUGGACGUGGUCGUGGACGUGGACGUGGACGUGGUCGUGGACGUGGUCGUGGACGUGGUCGUGGACAUGGACGUGGACGUGGACGUGGACAUGGACGUGGACGUGGACGGGACGUGGACGUGGAGUGGACGUGGACGUGGACACGUGGACGUUGACGUGGUGGGCGUGGACGUGGACGUGGACGUGGACGUGGACAUGGUCGUGGACGUGGACGUGGACGUGGACGUGGACAUGGUCGUGGACGUGGACGUGGACGUGGACGUGGACAUGGUCCGUGGACUUGGACGUGGUCGUGGUCGUGGACGUGGACGUGUACGUGGACGUGGACGUGGACGUGGACGUACACGUGGACAUGGACAUCAACGUGGACGUGGACGUGGACGUGGACGGGGAUGCUCGUGGACGUGGACGUGGACGUGGACGUGGACGUGGACACAUGGACGUGGACGUGGACGUGGACGUGGAUAUGGACGUGGACGUGGACGUGGACGUGGACGUGGACAUGGACGUGGACGUGGACGUGGACGUGGACGUGGUCGUGGACUUGGACGUGGACGUGGUUGUGGACGUGGACUUGGACGUGGACGUGGUUGUGGACGUGGACGUGGACGUGGUCGUGGACGUGGACGUGGUCGUGGACGUGGUCGUGGACGAAGUCGUGGACAUGGACGUGGACGUGGACGUGGACAUGGUCGUGGACGUGGACGUGGACGUGGACGUGGACGUGGACAUGGACGUGGACGUGGACGUGGACAUGGACGUGGACAUGGACGUGGACAUAGAGGUGGACGUGGACGUGGACAUGGACGUGGACAUAGAGGUGGACGUGGACGUGAACAUGGACGUGGACAUGGACGUGGACGUGGACGUGGACGUGGACAUGGACUUGGACAUGGACGUGGACAUGGACUUGGACAUGGACGUGGACAUGGACGUGGACAUGGACAUGGACGUGGACGUGGACGUGGACGUGGACGUGGACGUGGACGUGUACGUGGACAUGGACGUGGACGUGGACGUGGACAUGGACGUGGACGUUGACGUGGACGUGGACGUGGACGUGGACGUGGACGUGGACGUGGACGUGGACAUGGACGUGGACGUGGACGUGGACGUGGACGUGGACGUGGACAUGGACGUGGACGUGGACGUGGACGUGGACGUGGACGUGGACGUGGACAUGGACGUUGACGGGGACGUGGAGGUGGACGUGGACGUGGAUGGGGACGUGGACGUGGACGUGGUCGUGGACAUGGACGUGGAUAUGGACGUGGAGGACUUGGACGUGGACCUGGACGUGGACGUUGAUUUGGACAUGGACGUGGACGUGGAUGUGGACGUGGACGUGGACAUGGACAUGGACGACUUGGACGUGGACAUGGACGUGGACGUGGACGUGGACAUGGACGUGGACGUGGAUGUGGACGUGGACGUGGACGUGGACGUGGACAUGGACGUGGACGUGGACAUGGACGUGGACAUGGACGUGGACGUGGACGUGGACGUGGACAUGGACGUGGACAUGGACGUGGACGUGGACAUGGACGUGGACAUGGACGUGGACGUGGACGUGGACGUGGACAUGGACGUGGACGUGGACGUGGACGUGGACGAGGACAUGGACGUGGACAUGGACGUGGACAUGGACGUGGACGUGGACAUGGACGUUGACGUGGACUUGGACAUGGACGUGGUCGUGGACGUGGACGUGGUCGUGGACAUGGACGUGGACGUGGACGUGGACGUGGACGUGGACGUAGACGUAGACAUGGACGUGGACGUGGACGUGGACGUAGACAUGGACGUGGAUGUGGACGUGGACGUGGACAUGGACGUGGACGUGGACGUGGACGUGCACAGGGACGUGGACGUGGACGUGAACAUGGACGCGGACGUGGACGUGGACAUGGACGUGGACGUGGACGUGAACGUGGGCGUGGACGUGGACGUGGACGUAGAUGUGGACGUGGACAAAGACGUGUACGUGGACAUGGACAUGGACAUGGACGUGGACGUGGACAUGGACGUGGACAUGGACGUGGACGUGAACGUGGACGUGGACGUGGACGUGGAGGACUUGGACGUGGACAUGGACGUGGACGUGGACGUGGACGUGGACGUGGACAUGGACGUGGAUGUGGACGUGGACAUGGACGUGGACGUUGACAUGGACGUGGAUGUGGAUGUGGUCGUGGACGUGGACGUAGACGUGGACUUGGACGUGGAUGUGGACUUGGACGUGGACGUGGACGUGGUCGUGGUCGUAGAUGUGGACGUUGACGUGGUGGACGUGGACGUUGAGGUGGACGUGGACGUGGACGUGGACAUUGAUGUGGUGGACGUGGACGUGGACGAGGACUUGGACGUGGACUUGGACGUGGACGUGGACGUGGACAUGGACGUAGACGUGGAUGUUGACGUGGUGGACGUGGACGUGGACGUGGUCGUGGACGUGGUCGUGGACGUGGACGUGGACGUGGUGGACGUGGACGUGGUCGUGGUCGUGGACGUGGACGUGGACGUGGUGGUGGACGUGGACGUGGACGUGGACGUGGAUGUGGACGUGGACGUGGACGUGGUCGUGGACGUGGACAUGGACGUGGUCGUGGACGUGGACGUGGACAUGGACGUGGACGUGGACGUGGACGUGGACGUGGUCGUGGACGUGGACGUUGACGUGGACGUGGACGUGAUUGUGGACGUGGAGGACUUGGACGUGGACAUGGACGUGGACGUUGACGUGGACGUGGACGUGGACGUGGACAUGGUCGGACGUGGACAUGGACGUGGACGUGGACAUGGACGUGGACGUGGACGUGGACGUGGACGUGGACGUGGACGUGGACGUGGACAUGGACGUGGACGUGGACGUGGACAUGGACGUGGACGUGGACGUAGACAUGGACGUGGACAUGGACGUGGACGUGGACGUGGACGUGGACGUGGACGUGGACGUGGACGUGGACGUGGACGUGCACAUGGACGUGGACGUGGACGUGGUCGUGGACGUGAACGUAGACGUGGUCGUGGACGUGGACGUGGACCGUGGUCGUGGACGUGGACGUGGACGUGGUCGUGGACGUGGACGUGGACGUGGACCGUGGACAUGGACGUGGACGUGGACGUGGACGUGGACGUGGACAUGGACGUGGACAUGGACGUGGACGUGGUCGUGGACGUGGACGUGGACGUGGACGUGGUCGUGGACGUGGACGUGGACGUGGUCGUGGACGUGGACGUGGACGUGGUCGUGGACGUGGUCGUGGACCUGGUCGUGGACAUGGACGUGGACGUGGACAUGGACGUGGACGUGGACGUGGACGUGGACGUGGACGUGGACGUGGACGUGGACGUGGACAUGGACGUGGACGUGGACGUGGACGUGGACGUGGACUUGGACGUGGACGUGGACUUGUACGUGGACUUGGACGUGGACGUGGACGUGGACACGGACGUAGACGUGGACGUUGACGUGGUGGACGUGGACGUGGACAUGGACGUGGACAUGGACGUGGACGUGGACGUGGACGUGGACAUGGAUGUAGACGUGGACGUGGACGUGGACGUGGACGCUGACGUGGACGUGGACAUGGUCGUGGACGUGGUCGUGGACGUGGACGUGGUCGUGGACGUGGACGUGGACGUGGUCGUGGACGUGGACGUGGACCUGGACGUGGACGUGGACGUGGACAUGGUCGUGGACGUGGACGUGGACGUGGUCAUGGACGUGGUCAUGGACGUGGAUGUGGACGUGGACGUGGACGUGGACGUGGACGUGGACGUGGACGUGGACGUGGACGUGGACAUGGACGUGGACGUGGACGUGGACGUGGACGUGGACAUGGACGUGGACGUGGACGUGGACGUGGACGUGGACGUGGACAUGGUCGUGGACGUGGACGUGGACGUGGACGUGGACGUGGACGUGGACGUGGACGUGGUCGUGGACGUGGACGUGGACGUGGACAUGGACGUGGACGUGGACGUGGACGUAGACGUGGACGUGGACAUGGACGUGGACGUGGACGUGGACGUGGACCUGGACGUGGACGUGGACAUGGACGUGGACGUGGACGUGGACAUGGACAUGGACGUGGACGUGGACGUGGACGUAGACAUGGACGUGGACGUGGACAUGGACGUGGACGUGGACGUGGACAUGGACAUGGACGUGGACGUGGACGUGGACGUGGACGUGGACGUGGACGUGGACGUGGACAUGGACGUGGACAUGGACGUGGACAUGGACGUGGACAUGGACGUGGACAUGGACGUGGACGUGGACAGGGACGUGGACAUGGACGUGGACGUGGACAUGGACGUGGACGUGGACGUGGACGUGGACGUGGACGUGGACGUGGACGUGGACAUGGACGUGGACGUGGACGUGGACAUGGACGUGGACGUGGACGUAGACAUGGACGUGGACAUGGACGUGGACGUGGACGUGGACGUGGACGUGGACGUGGACGUGGUCGUGGACGUGAACGUAGACGUGGUCGUGGACGUGGACGUGGACGUGGUCGUGGACGUGGACGUGGACGUGGUCGUGGACGUGGACGUGGACGUGGUCGUGGACGUGGACGUGGACGUGGACGUGGACGUGGACGUGGACGUGGACAUGGACGUGGACGUGGUCGUGGACGUGGACGUGGUCGUGGACGUGGACGUGGACGUGGUCGUGGACGUGGACGUGGACGUGGUCGUGGACGUGGUCGUGGACGUGGUCGUGGACGUGGACGUGGACGUGGACGUGGACGUGGACGUGGACGUGGACGUGGACGUCGACGUCGACUUGGACGUGGACGUGGACGUGGACAUGGACGUGGACGUGGACGUGGACGUGGACGUGGACGUGGACGUGGACGUGGACUUGGACGUGGACGUGGACUUGGACGUGGACUUGGACGUGGACGUGGACGUGGACACGGACGUAGACGUGGACGUUGACGUGGUGGACGUGGACGUGGACAUGGACGUGGACAUGGACGUGGACGUGGACGUGGACGUGGACAUGGAUGUAGACGUGGACGUGGACGUGGACGCUGACGUGGACGUGGACCUGGUCGUGGACCGUGGUCGUACGUGGACGUGGACGUGGACGUGGUCGUGGACGUGGACGUGGACGUGGACGUGGUCGUGGACGUGGACGUGGACGUGGACGUGGACGUGGUCGUGGACGUGGACGUGGAUGUGGACGUGGACGUGGACGUGGACGUGGACGUGGACGUGGACGUGGACGUGGACGUGGACGUGGACGUGGACGUGGACGUGGACGUGGACGUGGACGUGGACAUGGACGUGGACGUGGACGUGGACGUGGACGUGGACGUGGACAUGGUCGUGGACGUGGACGUGGACGUGGACGUGGACGUGGACGUGGACGUGGACGUGGUCGUGGACGUGGACGUGGACGUGGACGUGGACAUGCACAUGGACGUGGACGUAG
Closterium sp. NIES-65 is the source of this 6769-nucleotide messenger RNA. The record is from the annotation of a GenBank genome assembly. NCBI's taxonomy places the organism in Eukaryota, Viridiplantae, Streptophyta, Zygnematophyceae, Desmidiales, Closteriaceae.